AUGAAACCCACUUCACAGCUGUAUAAAACAGCAGCAGCGUCUGUGAAAUUAUCUCCGGCGCUGAAGACUCUAGUGAAUCUGCCCAGUGCAUUGCCCUCGUCUAUACCCGCACCAUCCCAGCAAGUGACCACCAAGUUAUUCGACAGUAUACGAUCGAAUGCACCUUCAGACUUGUCCAGACAUGCAUGGCUGACAGUUGGUACAGCUGCUCUGCUUACUGUCAACUCGCCUGAGGCUAUAUGUCAGCUGUGGGACUAUGCAGGGAGGAACAAGGAGGAUGCGGGUGUAAUGAGAGAAGUAGGACUAAAAUGUAUCUCUUUCAAUGGGAUACCACGGACGAUCAAUGGACUAGGAGCAUUGAGAGAACAUUUGCCGGAGGAUGUGAAGCAGGCGUUGGAUACCAAGGCUUACAGACAACCUGAUGAAUCGAACGUUACUAGGAUAACCAAGCAGAGUAGAGAACUAUGGGACGCAAUCUACGCACCGUUCCAUGAGAAACUACUCGACAAACUCGCAGCGUCUCAUCCAGAUCUACCCGUACACAUCCUCAACUCGCACUAUGGAGCGUUACUCUCUGAUCCACCCAAUCUACCAUCUCCGAGAAUCGGCAGAGUACUCACUUCAGUCAUCGCCAUCACCUGUCUCAGAGCUCAGAGGGGGGUCGGUCCACAAUUGACUUCUCAUGUGUUUGGCCUGAAGAAAGCUGGGUUGGAGGAGGAUGCCCCGAGGGAGAUUGCAGGUGGAGAGUGGUUGUGUAGCGAUGAAGGUGCGACGUGGGUGAUAGAGAGCACAGAUAGAGUCAGUGAGGUGGUCACGGGGGGUAGGAUAACUUUUGGUGGGCCAGGGGAGUGA
Messenger RNA from Kwoniella botswanensis, 852 nucleotides. RefSeq lists its product as uncharacterized. The coding region runs from base 1 to 852 and encodes 283 amino acids. The record is from RefSeq and is a predicted model, not a curated record. The transcript has 3 exons. NCBI's taxonomy places the organism in Eukaryota, Fungi, Basidiomycota, Tremellomycetes, Tremellales, Cryptococcaceae.